AUGGAAAAUAACGAAAACGACAAUUCUUUAAGACAAUUCCAAUUAUUACAAGAAACGCAAAGCCAAAUAGAAGUGUUAAAUAAUCAAAUUGCUAAGAUUAAUAAACAUAUAUCCAACCAAAAGAUAAAAAAUAAAAGAGCAGAAGCCGCUUUAGAAUCGGAGGAAUUGAAGAAGGAAGUUGAAAGUGAGCGUGAUUCGACAGCCCUAGAUCUACCGAAAUUAGAAUCAGUAAAGAACCAAUUAGUAGCUAAAUUAGGUGGACUGAAUACUCAGAUGGAUCUCGGAGAAUUAACUUUGAAGACUGUGACACCGAAAUUUCGUGUCCAUUUGUUUCUGUUAGUGGUGUUUGUUCACUCAGUGUGUGACCUAUUAAAAGCACUUUUCAAACGUUUGGGCAAACUUAUGGAUGACCUAAACGUGAAGUUUGGAGGUCCACCAGGAGAAAAAUUAACCUUAAAAGAUGCGGCAGAUAUGUCAAAAAUUUUCCGUAAAGAGAACUUUAGACCCUUUAAACUCCUAAAGGGAGUUACAUUAGUUUUAGCCUUUUUGGCAGAGUUCCUAUUGCCCUAUUGUCUAUUCAACAAGACAACUUCAGUGUUGAAAACUAAUUUCCAGAAACAAGUUGACUCAUACUCACCGUUUGCCUUGGUGACCUGUAAAUUACCUGAACAUCCGCGUUACUUCCUCAAGUCUAAAGCAGAACUUGACCGUCUGAUGGAAGAAGAUUAUAAAGAGGAAAGUAGUGCAAGAAUGAACGUAUUCGACUUCUUUGCAAGUCUUUCUGAUAUGACUGAAAAUACUGAUGAGGCCAUGAAAGAAAGAUUAGAAGAACAUGUCAAGCAAAAUUCUCUCAAAUUACAAGAAGAAUUUGAUAACAAUAGUGAUUUGAAGACUAAUUGGUCCGAGGAGAAAUUUUUCCUCAAAACUAUUUUUUCAAUAAAUUAG
Molecule: messenger RNA, 945 nt
Organism: Theileria annulata
Lineage: Eukaryota; Apicomplexa; Aconoidasida; Piroplasmida; Theileriidae
Exons: 5
Coding region: 1-945 (314 amino acids)
Source: RefSeq, a predicted model, not a curated record